Messenger RNA from Myotis davidii, 3942 nucleotides. RefSeq names its product protein phosphatase, Mg2+/Mn2+ dependent 1H (gene PPM1H). NCBI's taxonomy places the organism in Eukaryota, Metazoa, Chordata, Mammalia, Chiroptera, Vespertilionidae. The record is from RefSeq and is a predicted model, not a curated record. The annotation marks the transcript as partial. The transcript is spliced from 12 exons. Gene Ontology annotation, molecular function: protein serine/threonine phosphatase activity. Gene Ontology annotation, biological process: protein dephosphorylation.
UCGGACCUGCCCCUGCGCUUCCCGUACGGGCGGCCCGAGUUCCUGGGGCUGUCUCAGGACGAGGUGGAGUGCAGCGCCGACCACAUCGCCCGCCCCAUCCUCAUCCUCAAGGAGACCCGGCGGCUGCCCUGGGCUACUGGAUACGCAGAGGUUAUCAAUGCCGGGAAGAGCACGCACAACGAAGACCAGGCCAGCUGCGAGGUACUCACCGUGAAGAAGAAAGCGGGGGCCAUUGCCUCCACCCCCAACAGGAACUCCACCAAGAGACGGUCCUCCCUUCCCAAUGGGGAGGGGCUGCAACUGAAGGAGAACGCGUUUCGGGAGGGGAAAGCAGACAUCCUCCGAAAAGUCAGAAGAAAACUCAGGUCCUGUCCAUCAGCAGGUCCUGUCGUGCUGCAGAGGAGAGACAUCGAGGGGAUGACCCAAAUGUCGGGAGGAUGUAAUGGCGGCACGUGCUUUACUAAUGCGGCAGAUGACGAGCCAGAGGUGGCUGUAAUAGCUGCUGCCGCCAUCGCAGGUGGCGGCACCCCGCCCACGCGCUUCUUCACGGAGAAGAAGAUUCCCCACGAGUGUCUGGUCGUCGGGGCCCUUGAGAGCGCGUUCAAGGAAAUGGACCUGCAGAUAGAACGAGAGAGGAGCUCAUAUAACAUAUCUGGUGGCUGCACGGCCCUCAUUGUCAUUUGCCUCCUUGGGAAGCUGUAUGUGGCAAAUGCUGGGGACAGCAGGGCCAUCAUCGUCAGGAAUGGAGAAAUCAUCCCCAUGUCUUCGGAAUUCACCCCCGAGACGGAGCGCCAGCGACUCCAGUACCUGGCGUUCCUGCAGCCUCACUUGCUGGGAAACGAGUUCACACAUUUGGAGUUUCCAAGGAGAGUGCAGAGGAAGGAGCUGGGGAAGAAGAUGCUCUACAGGGACUUUAACAUGACCGGCUGGGCAUACAAAACCAUUGAGGAUGAUGACUUGAAGUUUCCCCUAAUAUACGGAGAAGGCAAGAAGGCCCGAGUGAUGGCAACUAUCGGAGUGACCAGGGGCCUGGGGGACCAUGACCUGAAGGUGCAUGACUCCAACAUCUACAUAAAGCCAUUCCUGUCUUCAGCUCCAGAGGUAAGAAUCUACGAUCUCUCCAAAUAUGAGCAUGGAGCAGAUGAUGUGCUGAUCCUGGCAACGGAUGGACUGUGGGAUGUUUUAUCAAAUGAAGAAGUGGCAGAAGCAAUCACUCAGUUUCUCCCUAACUGUGAUCCUGAUGACCCUCACAGGUACACACUGGCAGCUCAGGACCUGGUGAUGCGUGCUCGUGGUGUCCUGAAGGACAGAGGAUGGCGGAUAUCUAAUGACCGACUGGGCUCAGGAGAUGACAUUUCUGUAUAUGUCAUUCCUUUAAUACAUGGAAAUAAACUGUCAUGAAAACAACUCAGGGGAUUGGAAGAUCAGAAGGAAGAAAGCUGGGAUGCCUCUUGGCAGGGCAGGACUGGGCAGUGCCCCAGCAGAGUUCCAGAUGGUGCCACCUCUUCCCAGCCCAGAUGGAGCGUUUGCUGCCCACAGGCCUCUGGCUGUGUUUCAAGAGGAUCAAUAGGUUUCAGUUACCGCUUUAGUUAACAGGUCUGGAUACUCAACAAAAGUAAAACCUAAAGGCUGCUACUGAGUGUUGUUUCUUUUGGUUCCUUCAAUAGGCCUCCUAAGUGGCCAUUGCCUAUUUGGGGCACAUAAUCAUAUUUAUUUUAUCUGGAAUGCUGGGGUAGCCAUUUUCAGGUGUAACUGGCAGAAGACUCUUCGUCUGUCAAGCUGCCAAUUUGUCUACGGGUUGGAACAUUGGGGAUCAUGCCUCGGAAAGUGUGAGCACCCACCUUCUACUAAGCCUGAGAUUUAUUUCAGGGAAUGCUAUCUAUGUGUGUGUCUCUCUAUUCUUUCAUGAUGAUGAUGAUGGGGUAAGGUUGGAACUUUUUUUUAAUUUCUUGAAUCUUAAUUGUUUCCAUAGACCAGGCCUGGGACUUUCCAACUCCUUGCUUAGGAAUUUGUGUGUCCAAGUCCAACCCAGGCUGUCACUGUAUCCUGUAACCCACACCACCCAGGCAGACCUCUGGAGCAGUGCCCUGGCUAACAGAGUGCUGUCUUUGUUGUGUAAUAAUUUGUUUCUAGGUUGAUUUUUUUCCCACUAAAUCAGUGUUUUCACGAAAUUUGGGGUAUUUCUUUGGGCCAGCAGUUCCUCUUUUGUCUUCAAGGGUCUCCCUUGUGUUGUUUGAGGUUUCUGUUGGUUUCUGAAUCUGCGUUUUCAUUUCUGAAAUGAUUGCUUCCAGACCCCAACCCAUCCUUGCUGUGCCACAAGUACACACGUAAAGCAGUGUUUAAUAGAGCUGUGUGGGAAGUCCUUUAAUGUCAGUCAGUUCACCACACCUCAUUUCAGAACCUUCCCUUCACUUUAAAUCCAGAUUUCAUGGGCUGCAAGGGGUCCCAGCCCCACUCCAAACAAUGUGUAAGUAUCAGAGUCUGUCAGGGAACAGCAGGCCCUCUCCCCACCAUCUUUGGACAAGACCCACUCAGACUGAAUUUGAUGAAACAGAAUUUAAAUUGGGUUGACUGACCAUUCACAUGCUCCUUCUCCAGGUCCCAGCCACCCAACCACUUAGACUACUGUUCCCUCUGAGUGUUCCUCAUGGAGCAUCCACAGAAGCAGUGGACAGAUCAGAUCUGCCAGGUGCUUCACUGCCUGAAGGAACUGAAAAAUAAAUGUUUAGCAGUCCCUUCUAUCUCUUAGACUGCUGCUCUGCAUGGGUACCUUGUAGAGCAACACCCCAUUACUGAGCCUUCUUCCUGGAGAGCUCCUGCAGUAUCACCACCAUCUGGACAACUUCUUGUAAUUAAAACAUUCAAUGAAGAAAGAGCCAUUGCGGUGGUCCCCCAAAAUGCUGGAGAGCCCAUUCCAGUUCUCAUGUUUUUGAAACCCUUCCCCACAGGAGAAGUCAGGACCUUUCCUCCAGGAGAGUUCAUCACCUGCAUACCUGGAUUUAUAGAUCUUUUUUUAGGAAUGGCCUGGAGCCUUCCUAUUCUAUGUUCAUCCCACAGUGUGGAAACAGUGCUCAGCCUUGUGGGUGAAGUACUGUUGGAAUUCAUCCUUCAGGUGGUUGCCAAAAUGUCUGGGAAGAACUGGACUACAAUCUUGUCAGGCAUCCUCUUCAUCUGGUAGCGUCCCUCCUCCUCCGAUAAAUCUUAGCUACCCCAGUCACUCUGUGGAGAGAAGUUCAUGGUAGACAGUUUGCUUCUCUGGCAGAAUAUUAUGCUAUGGAAAAACAUGCAGGCAUCCUACAGCAGUGUGGUCCGUUUUCUGUUCCUGCCUUGACUCCCUAACCCACAUACAAAUUGGAAUCUUGAGAGUUUCCCUUGGAGGAUUCCAAGUUAUCAGCUUUAGGAAGCAGUCACCUCCUUCCUACGCUUCCAUUGCCUUUCAUUUCUUUUCCCUUUCCUGAGCUUUUAUGUACUUGAGCUUCUCCAGUUUUAAUUGAGCCACGAGAGUCAGAGUGUCGACGCAGACAUGUAGAUAGGACAUGUCUUAAUUCAUCAAUUCACUUACUGCCAAGGCAUGUCUCAGGAAAAACUCUGGAACUCCCUUAUUCAGUGUAUCCUAGUCUCGCACAUUUAGUCCUACUGCUUUUAGUUGGGUAACUAGGAAUUCUUUUCAUAAGCCCCGUUGGGUAAAAAGAACUCAGUAGCAAGCUGAAGCCAUGAUUCUAUUGGGAGUAUGGGAGGAAAACUACAAAUGAGGUGAAUAAAUCAAAUGUGGAAAAAAUUAUUUGUUAUGCUCAUGGAAAAAUCUACCCAGUACUAAUACCGCUCUGUGCAUUGAACUUACUUGGUUUUAGCUUUAUUUUUUACCCAGACCCUACAUCAUCCCAUCUCAGAGCAGUAAUGGUGUCUACAUAACAGGUAGGGUCCUGGGUCAUUCCUGGAAGG